Belonocnema kinseyi is the source of this 5566-nucleotide messenger RNA. RefSeq names its product repetitive proline-rich cell wall protein 2-like. The transcript is spliced from 2 exons. NCBI's taxonomy places the organism in Eukaryota, Metazoa, Arthropoda, Insecta, Hymenoptera, Cynipidae. The coding region runs from base 2392 to 2952 and encodes 186 amino acids. The record is from RefSeq and is a predicted model, not a curated record.
AUAAGAUCCAUAUUAUGAAAUUAGAGUAAUGAUUGAUACUUUUUUUUAAUUACAUAAGAUCACGAUUUUUCAAGAAUGUCGCGGCACUUAUUCAUACUUGAUAUUAUAUUCGGGUUCAGAAGUGAUCAAUUUUGAGAAGAAAAAAAAAAUUUCCAUAUGAAACAAAAUGGUGAAAAAUUAAUAUUUUGGCCAGAUCUUAAAAAUUUCAUAAUUAAUUGCAAUAUAAAAUAUCUAAAGAAAAAAAAAAGUCGGAAACUAUUUCGAUAGCAGGAAUCGAUCCCGGACUUUUCGAUUACAAAUUCGAAACAUUAAUGCCUAAUCUAAUCAGGAAUUGAAAAAAUCGCUCAUCGUGGUCCAUCCAACUUGCGUGGAUUUUUAAAAAGUUUUGUAAUGAAAUUUUCCUAGGAUGAAAUUUAUUUAAAUCAUUUAUUUAAUGUUAUUCCUCAUACAGAAAAAACGUGGCUAGGAUUAUUUAAUUUUAAUUUGUAUAUCCGAAAUAGUAAAUGUUAAAAAUAUUAAAUAUUGUGGAAGUUAUCGACAUGGACAAUUUAUUAGAACCAACCACGUUUUUUCUAACUAAUUGUAAAAAUCUAACGUAAGCCUAUUUAUUAAGAUACAUGUCGUUCCAAAAGUGUCGCCCGUUAUACGGCGGAGGACUUAAGACUUGGGCAAAUAUUUUCUAAGAUUUUUUAAACAAAGCCCUUUCCUAUUUAAAAAUAUUUUUGAUGUGAGCUCUCAGGAGUUUCAAUUUACGAAGAUCUGUUUUUCAGUCCUGAAAUAUUUUAAUCAUGGUGUCUAGCGUCCUGGAAAUAAUUGAAAACCUGGAUAAGUGCUUCCAUAUUUUCACCUGGAAAACCCUGGAAAAAUCCUUGAAUUUUGCCCGUGGUCUUGAAAUUUUCAUUCCCCCAAUAUAGUUUAAUUUAGUUCAAAAAGAACUUUUGGUUCAGAGAUUAAACUAGUUUGUAAAGUAUUCGUCUUUUUGUAUUAAUAAUUUAACAAUUUCUUUGACAUUUUUUCUGUUUUUGGUUCAAUAUCUUCUUAUACAUUAAAAAUUCUACUAUUUUGGUUAAAGUUAAAUCAGUUAACAACAAAAUUUCUUUGAGCAUUCAUUUCUUUGUAUGAGCAUUUAACUAUUUUUUAGAAUUUUUUAUUUAUUUAAAAAUAAUUUUUUACCUGACCAAAUUUUUGGUUAAAAUUUCCUCUUUUUUGGUUGCGACGGCAAAGGGUUGAAUGAAGAAAAAAUACAAAAGUGUAUUUUUUUGUGCUGGAAAAGUUGAAAAGUCUUGGCAUUUUUUUCAGAGACGCUAGACACCCUGUUUUAAUCCCAAAUAUUUAAACGUGUUUGAGGAAAUCCAUAUCAAGAGAAUAAUCAAUUUUCUCUCGACCUAGGGAGUGAAAAGGUUGACCUGGUUGUGAAACUCCGGUAAAAGCGAGUCUACUUAAAAUUGUUUCGUUUUAGUGCCUUUAUUGAAGUUUUUCAGCAAGGUAGAAAGUAAAGGCAGUUUUAGGGAGGGAAAAUCGGAUUUCAUGCAGACUUAAGCUUUAGUCCUGCUUUUGUGUAACGGGCUUAAAAAGACACGAUCUUUUGUGUGUCCGAAAAAAUGUUUCAUUUCCUGCUUUGCAUAGACGCGCAUAUCUAGUGGCUCUAGAAACGAACAUACGGACAAAUUUUUAAUUUAUUUUCAAAUUUUAUGUGAAAAAAAAAUAAAUGAAAACUUUUCAAGGUAGCUUGUUUUUAUGUGAUUUUACAAUGUAAUUUAUGAAGAGGGGUCUACAACUUGAAGUCACAGAAAUAACCUAGAAAUCAUUAUAGUUUCGGUAAUCACCCGAAGUCAGAUAUUGUUUGAGCAUGUUAAAGUGACUCUGAAGUUAGCUGCGGAGCGCAGCUAGGCUUUCACAUCCUGUUGCAGAGAUUCCGUUGCGGAAAUCCCUGAUACGGAAAUCCUCGUUGCCGAAAUCCCUGAUUCGGAGAUUCCUAUCCGGAGGGAUUCCCGUUGCGGACAUGCCUGGUACGGAGAUCCCUCAUGCGAAGAUCCCCUUUCUGAAAAUCCCUGACGCAGAGAUUCCCGUUGUGGAGAUCAAUGAUGCGGAGAUCCCCGUUACAGAAACCCUUGAUUAGGAGAACCCUGACGCAGAGAUCCCCGUUGCAGAAAUACCUGGGACGGAGAUCCCUCAUGCGGAGAUGCCCGCUGCGGAAAUCCCUGAUACGGAAAUCCCCGUUGCGAAGAUCCCUGAUGCGGAGAUCCCCAUUGCAAAGAUCCCCGUUACUGAGAUGCCGUUACGGAGAUCCCUGUUCCGGAAAUCCAUGAUGCAGAGAUCCCCGUUAAGGAGAUCAAUGAUGCGGAGAUCCCCGUUGCAGAAAUAUCUGGGACGGAGAUCCCUCAUGCGAAGAUGCCCGCUGGGGAAAUCCCUGAUGUGGAAAUCCCCGUUGCGAAGAUCCCUGAUACGGAGAUCCCCGUUGCAAAGAUCCUCGUUACUGAGAUCCCUGUUCCGGAAAUCCCUGAUGCAGAGAUCCCCGUUAAGGAGAUCAAUGAUGCGGAGAUCCCCGUUGCAGAAAUAUCUGGGACGGAGAUUCCUCAUGCGGAAAUCCCUGAUACGGAAAUCCCCGUUGCGAAGAUCCGUGAUGCGGAGAUCCCCGUUGCAAAGAUCUCCGUUACUGAGAUGCCGCUACGAAGAUCCCUGUUCCGGAAAUCCCUGAUGCAGAGAUCCCCGUUGUGGAGAUCAAUGAUGCGGAGAUCCCCGUUACAGAAACCCUUGAUUCGGAGAACCCUGACGCAGAGAUCCCCGUUGCAGAAAUAUCUGGGACGGAGAUCCCUCAUGCGGAGAUGCCCGCUGCGGAAAUCCCUGAUACGGAAAUCCCCGAUACGGAAAUCCCCGUUGCGAAGAUCCCUGAUGCGGAGAUCCCCGUUGCAAAGAUCCUCGUUACUGAGAUGCCGCUACGGAGAUCCCUGAUGCAGAGAUCCCCGUUGUGGAGAUCAAUGAUGCGGAGAUCCCCGUUACAGAAACCCUUGAUUCGGAGAACCCUGACGCAGAGAUCCCCGUUGCAGAAAUAUCUGGGACGGAGAUCCCUCAUGCGGAGAUGCCCGCCGCGGAAAUCCCUGAUACGGAAAUCCCCGUUGCGAAGAUCCCUGAUGCGGAGAUCCCCGUUGCAAAGAUCCCCGUUACUGAGAUGCCGCUACGGAGAUCCCUGUUCCGGAAAUCCCUGAUGCAGAGAUCCCCGUUGUGGAGAUCAAUGAUGCGGAGAUCCCCGUUACAGAAACCCUUGAUUCGGAGAACCCUGACGCAGAGAUCCCCGUUACAGAAAUAUCUGGGACGGAGAUCCCUCAUGCGGAGAUGCCCGCUGCGGAAAUCCCUGAUACGGAAAUCCCCGUUGCGAAGAUCCCUGAUGCGGAGAUCUCCAUUGUGGAACUUCAAAAUUCUCAUAAUUUGAAUGAUUACUCACUUAAAGAUUUGGGUUGUCGACACCUCAGCCUUUUUAAACAGUUCCAUAUUACUUUAAAAAAUUCAUUUUUGUUUUAAGAUUAUUAGCAUCAAAUUCAGUAAACUGUUUACUUGUGAUAAAAGAACAUUGGUAUUUUUGCUAAUAAAAUGUAUGAUUAUACUCUUAGUUCUAUUUUUAUGGUUGAUUAGAUUAGCGCUUAGAUGGACCAAUAUUAUUGUUAAUAAUUUUAUUUUAUAGAAUUACUUACUGUACUAAUAUCUCCGAAAGAAUCCGUAAAGUUUUUUACGUGAUUGGUCGUCAUUCCAUAAUUUAAAAGAAAAGUUACUCGAUAGAAAUGGUAUCAAAAGUUUUACAAAGAGGGAACUUUACUUUUUUAGUGAAAUUUAUCUCAUUUGACACCAAUUUUGUUACUGUUGUCCUUGGCUGUGGUUCUUUAAGGCUCAAAAAAUAAUAUUAACUUUAAUUUCCAUGACAUUAUUAUAAAAAAAUGUAUACAUUAAUUAAGUCUGUCCUUUUAUUUCAUAAAUAAAUAUUUCCAGGUGCUUUUUGGGAAGAGAAACUGAUAUCAUUGUAUUAUGAUUUUUUGUUUUCAUUGUCUCAGUUACAGUCCAUAAUUAUUUAUAGUUUCUUUUUACUUCGGUUUUAUCCACUUCAAAAUUGAAAACAUCAUUUUAGUGCAUGAUACAAUUUUUUAAAGAAUGUAUAAAAGCAGGCUUUUCUGAAAAUUUAGUUCAUUGAGCAUUUAAUAAAUAAAUUCUGUAAAUAAAUUUUAUUAUUAAUUAUUAAUUAAUUAAUUGGAAGAUGGUCAGUAACUGAGUCAGUGGACGAAAUUGAAAAACAAUUGUUUGGAAUUUCAUAUAUGUGAUUGUUAGAAAUGCUUAAAAGAUGAGUCACUUUGGUAAUUAUGGUUAUUAGGCGAUAUCAGCAACAAAUAAUUGAACUACGCUGUAGACUUCGCAGAAAAUGUUGAUAUCGAUUUCAAACGUACCUGUGUAUUGGGGUGUCCUAAAAAAACAUUUUUUUUUAUCACGCUCCCCAAAGUUGUUUUAUUUGGUUACAAAAUUAAUGAGGCCUCUUUUGAGAAGACGGUCAGGUUAAGGUGGGUUCCAAACCACCAAAAACCCGGUAAAAGUACACAGAAAAUUUUCCAUUGGUACCGGCACAGGAAUUGAACCCCCGGCCUUCUGCUGGGAAGCCUGGCAUAUUAUCACCUGAGCCGAUUUGAAUAUUAAAAAAAUACAUAUUUCUUUUCUUACCAAAUGAAAUAACAUGAAAAAAAAACAUUGAAUUUUCUUAGGACACCCUGCUGUGUAUUUCUCGGUUGUAUAUUGAAUUAGCUAUAAAUUACGACCGACGCUUAAUGAAAUUUCCCUCCGUGUGACUACCUGCUGAGCGAACCCGUAUGCCAUGUACCUGUAUCUUACCUAUAUUUUUCUAGACAAAAUACUAUAGCGCAGAAUGAUUAUCAACCUAUCUGAAAUAAGGGAAAAAAAUGUUUUCUAGCUGCGUUGAAAAAAUGGUUCAGGAAAUUUAGAGGGUCGAGAAUUUUACAUUUCUGCCAUAAAUAUAAUCAGGAAGUCGUGUAUGUUAAAAAGCAAUGAAUUGAUCUCAUUGGAUGUUACAAUUUUUAUCCUUCACUAGUACUAAUAAUAUUUUCCCGGUUUUAAAUUAAAUACUCUUGACCGGGGAGACUAUAUAUCAAGACUUUAAUGUUAUAUUUCGAUACUUGUGGCUGAAUAGUAAACAUGGAGAGAAUUUUGCUCACAGUUGAAAAAAUUUUUCUCACUGACGGCAACAUUUUGCUCACCAGUCACAGCAUUUUGCUCACCAGUGCAAAAAUUUUGCUCAUGAACUUGGUGAUUUUCUCAUCACCUUCGCGUAAGAUGCGGAAUCGAUUAUUUUGGAUAGCUUUAAAGAGUGGCCAAACAAGGCUUUUGCAUGUAUGUGUAAAGAAAAAGGAACCUGGGUAAAUUUUAAUUUGAUGAAAAUUUUGGAACAUCCACUGAGAGCGGAUAUAAUGUAGUGAUUAACAGACCCCUUUCCUAAAUGGAAAUGUAAGAGCGAUCGUGAACAAACUGCAAAAUUGGGGUUCAAUAAAUGUAUUUAAAUAAAACUCGUAACCUA